Molecule: messenger RNA, 2153 nt
Organism: Nicrophorus vespilloides
Lineage: Eukaryota; Metazoa; Arthropoda; Insecta; Coleoptera; Silphidae
Exons: 2
Coding region: 735-2099 (454 amino acids)
Source: RefSeq, a predicted model, not a curated record
GCGCUGCCCGAGAAACGCAUCGCAUCGCAUCGUCGUCGUCGUCCCCCGUUCGCCAGCCAAACAACAAACCGAAACCGAACGGCGAGCGAUCAUCAGUCGCUCUGCGGACGCCGAGAGUCGUGCGCGCGUGUUGUUACUUCUUCUCCUGUGUGCUUGUUGCCCCAGUGCCGCUGCCGCCGCCGUUCGUAUACGUUCUUUUCGAACACUUUAAACUCUCUCUCAAUGCGCACACCGUUUUCAAUAUACAGAUACAGAUACGUUCAAACUAAGUAAAGUGGGUGUGUUUGUGUGUGUUUCGUGGAAGAAAAUGAAGAACAACAACACAACAACAAUAAUAACACUGACAGCAGUAACACUCCACGAGUGAACGAGAUUGUUACUUAUUCCAGUAACUUUAAAUUUAAUUUUUCUUUUCGAAAUUUGCGACGCGAUAUCGGCCAGUGGUGGUGAUCGAAUCGAGAAAGAGUUAAAGUUAUGUUGCGGUCCGAGGCACGAGUGAGAGACAAGAAACAGAAAUAGAUACAAAAAGAAAGGGGAGAGAAACGUGAACGACUCCCUUGUUGCAUCGACGAUUCCUCCUACAUCCCUGAUUCGGAUUAUCGUGUUUUGUUUUUUUAAAUUUUUGGAUUAGACAAUCUAGUUAGUUGUUGUUGCUGCUGUUUCUACGUUCUUUUGGUUUUGUUUAUCUUCGAACCUGGCAGCCGCCUACUUCACCGUCACCGCUCUUUGGUGAGAUGAUCGCGGCCAGGAAGAAGAUGAGACACCUUGGAAGGCUGACUUCGACGUUGCUGGUGUUCAGCUCGUUCCUGUGCUGCGUGCAGUCGGCGCCCGCGAAACCCUUGAACGAGCGCUCCAACGAGUUGACGUGGCAGGCGUGGCUCCUGGUGGACGACCAGAAUCAGAACAAGCAGUACGAUCCGGACGCCCUCAUCCGACGGCGAAUCACACCGAAGAGCGUCUUCAUAGCGCCCACGUUCAGCCCGGAGGCGUUGCCCGACUGCGCCGACGGUUUCACCGCCGACAACAUGGGAAAGUGCGUCAAGAUCAUCGAGAUCGAUAAGGACGCCCACCUGGACUUCAUCUUGACGCGUCUGAACGAGCAGUUCGGCACGUUCGAGGAGUUCGCCGAUUACGAGGACGACACCGGUUCGUCCACGGAGGGUCCAUUUAACGUGAAGAUUCCGCUGGACGAGACGAACGGGGGCGGCGGCGGCGGAUACGACGACGAUGAUGGUGAUACGAACGUGGCGAUCGUCGUCGCGCCGACGAACGGCAACUUCGCCGCCCUCGCCAACGACACGCUCAAAUUCAAAAGGGGAAACGCGACGGCCGUGGACGCUCCUCUGAUCGUCACCAAGAUCAAUAUUGACAACUCGGCGACGGAGGACGAAACACCCACAACGGAAACGAUCCCCAUCACUACGACGACGACGACGACGACAGAGUCGAGUACAGAUGUUGUUGAUGUGGACGAAGAGUCCGAGAAGACGACGACGAUGUUGAGCGAAGAGGCGGCGGUAGCCGAGACGACGACAGUCGCGCACCAGGAGGAGCAAGCGCUAUUCUUCAAGGUGCCGCCGAACGCGUCGAGGCCGCACGAGGAGCCGAUGACAUCCGAGGACAAGCACACCGAGAACUUUGUGCGCUUCCCCGAAUCCACAUCCACCAAGACGAAGGCGUUCGAGGAGACGCAGCAGAUCAUCAGCCAGCUCCUCCCGCACGCCAACGUCAAAAGCAAAUACGAGGAUCUGAACAUCUUCAACGAGUACACGCCGCACAAGACGAACGCGUACAAGAAUCGCGACACCGUGCACCAGGAUUCGUCGUCUUUGUCGUCGUCAUCGUCCACAGUCAACGGUGACGACCCGAAGCGCGUCUUCAACCAUCGCAAUCGGGACAAGCACUGGCAAUUCCCGACAGCCUGGAGGACCGUUCCGCCGCAGAAGCCGCUCGUCCUCCGCUUCAACCAGAACAGCAAACAUCACGCCGGCUCCUUCUACCAGCAUCACCCCAGGCAGGAUCAGGGCGUGUACCGCGAGGUCCCGCCCGAAGACCUCUCCUACAUAUUCGGAUUCAAACGCGCCCUCUCGCACAGAUGAUCCGCACUGUGAAUAUAACCCAAGCCCUCCCUAAUCAACAAAAAACAAAAUAAU